Chara braunii is the source of this 2469-nucleotide messenger RNA. The record is from the annotation of a GenBank genome assembly. NCBI's taxonomy places the organism in Eukaryota, Viridiplantae, Streptophyta, Charophyceae, Charales, Characeae.
GCGGCGGGGUUCUCCUUCUGCACUUCGUCGGGCGUCGUGUCCAACGGUCGAAUAUUUCGAAAUGUGUUUUAUGUGCGGGGUGUGAUGUUGUCACCGGCCACCCCGUUUGUUGCCAUUCGCGUGCGCGAGUGAGGGUUGUCCGUUCGGGUGGUCAUCUACACGUGGUGCGUUUCAUGGCAGACAUCUUCCGGCGGCUACCGCUCCUGUUACUAGCAUCUCUUCUGCUGCUUCUUCUCGUCUUUUUGCGCGCCUUCGUCGUGACGUGGCCUCCUGGGCGUAGACAGAGACGACAAGUGGAUAGGAAGACGACGAUGGACAGGCGGGACAGCUCCGUCGGACAGCAGAGACGUGUGAUGGAUUUCUCCAUUCCUGAUCGGCCCCGGUCCGGCCAUCGACCCGCCGCAUAUGACCCGUCCUUGUACAGUCAUCUUCCACCGCACGAACAGCCGCUACCGCCAGAUCCGGAGGACACCUGGGUUGAGGAUCUGUCGCACACACUUCCUGUGGGGAGUGGAUCUACGCAGGAGUGGACGAGCAGGCAGUGCCAGCAGAGGGAAGCAGGGACCACGCGCGAGUCAUUCACCGCAUUGCUGGAGGAGGGUGUCGACAACGCCGCCACAGAGCUUGUGGACUUGGAUUUCGGAUUGUGCAGCGGGAGUGGUGCAAGUGGUCCAAUCCACGGCGGAGGGGUGUUGGGAUCGCCAACGUUGGGAGGAGGAUCGUCCCGUGUCGGUGGGCUGACGAAUGGGUGUCGUCCACCGGUCCCGAGUUCCAUGGGCGCCGGGCCACUUGGCGAGCCGUCAAGGGCAGUGACACCCAUCCGCCCGUCGGUGUCUUCGCCUACAAUGCGGCAGAGGGCGAUCGCAAGCGCUGCAAUCAAUGAUGGGACCCCACCGGAAGACAUCGGGAGGCAGGCGUGGGAGAACUGCCGCCUACAGAUGCGGCGUGCUGCCACGGAGAACAUAACCACCGGUGUGUCUAGGCUUCGUGUGGGGAGCACGGAAGACGGUGAGGGGCUGGAGAUCCGACCCGUGGCUGCGGGUGGUGGGCGGAGGGGAGGACGUGGACGUCAACAGAGGGGCGAGUCGCGUGGUGGCCGAGGAUCGAGGGCUCCUAUGGGCGACAAGGGUGGCAAGCACCCAGCUUGGAGUGUGGAGGAUAUGUUGAAGCUCGCUCGAGCGAAGCGGGAUCAGCAAGCUCAUUUCGAGGGAAUGCCACACAACUACGGCCGCAUGCGCAACAGGGAGUGGAAGCUGCUGGACCUGCAGAAGCGGCUGGCGGAGGUCGGAGUGGACAGGACAACGGACGACAUAGGAAAGAAGUGGGACAACGUCUUCCAGCAGUACAAGAAGGUGCAGCGUUACCAGAACAUGUCCGGUGGGAAGAACUUCUUCACAUUAACUCCUGCAACGAGAGCGGAUGAGGGUUUCAACUUCCGAAUGGAUGAGCGAGUCUUCAAUGAGAUCGACAACAUGUCGAAAAAUAACAAGACCAUCUACCCGGACAACGUGGCAGACACGAGCGCACGCGGAGGAGUGCCGCCAGCAAUGGAUGGUCACCGCCAGGCGGCCGUUGGUGGAGAGUCCUCUGCUGGUGGACAGGGGGGUGAUGGCGUUGACGAAGAUGUGGGUUCAGCGCGGGAGACGGGGUUCAGUGCAGGGAGCACGGGCACUCCAACGAAGAGGAAGAACAUGCGGCAGCAGACCUUUGACGCCAUCGCCGAAGUCAUGGACAAACACGGUGCAUUGAUGGCGGACACGGUAGAGGGUGCGAGCAAACGGCAGUGUAGCAUCCUGGAGCGGCAGUGUGACAUCCUCGACCGGGAGGUUGAAGCCCAGAAGCGCCAGUGUGACAUAUUGGAGAGGCAUUACACGGCGUCCGAUGAGGCGAACAGGAUGAUGUGCACGGCGCAGCGCAUGCUUGCGCUCACCAACCUUGGCGUCCUGACGUCCACGCGCGGCGGCAGUGGCGGGACGGCUCGUGCGCAAGGAGUUUCGUCCGGUAACAUUCUGCCGCAGAGGGCCGUGGGUUCUGCAUCUACCAUCGCAUCCGUGUCCGAGCGCGGCGAAAAAGCUCCGGUAGGUGAGUCUCCAUCGCGCCACGUGGAGGCGUCGAACCCGACGACUGUCGCCGCUUCGCCGAGGGAUGUGCUUCAAUCCGCGCAAGCACCGAGCGCCGCUGGCCAUGCCGCCGCCCUCGGUGUUGGAGACAGGCGAGAAGAUAGGAGGGUGGAAGAGGCGGGGAGAAAGCAGGAGAGGAGGGAGGAGACUCCGCGCGGGGAAGAACAGGACGACCAGCCUCUGAGCUCGAGGAAGAAAAGGUCCCGCCAAGAAGCGGACCCCGACGUCGCGGCAAGAGUGUACUGGAUGGGGACGGGGCCUUUUGAAGGCGAUCGGAAGGAGGACGGGACAGAUGACGAAACGGGAGCGUAAGUGUCCUCGAUAUGGCCGUCUUGCGUGACAAGGAAGA